Patella vulgata (common limpet) is the source of this 425-nucleotide messenger RNA. Its product is annotated as fucolectin-1-like. Lineage: Eukaryota; Metazoa; Mollusca; Gastropoda; Patellidae. The record is from RefSeq and is a predicted model, not a curated record. The transcript has 2 exons. The coding region runs from base 1 to 405 and encodes 134 amino acids.
AUGCAUAGUUCACAGUUCGGAGAACAUGUCGCUGGGUUUGCUAAUGACGGUCAUAUACCAACUAUUGUUAACUACUGCCAGCAUACUGAUGCCAAUGACCUUAAUCCCUGGUGGCAAGUUGAUUUACAAUCUACAUAUAACAUUACCAGUGUUACCAUUGCUAACAGAUUCGACGAUAAGCCAGCCGUUGGACACCGAUUGUCAGACACGAGUAUCUUAGUCUAUAACAGCACGCCAUCAGUAUUAACAGAAUUUACCUUGUGUAAAUUUAUACCCGGGGUAUUUGGUUGUACAAUCAGAACCUUUGAAUGUGAUGGAGUAGCUAUUGGUCGAUGGGUUCGGAUUACAAAACCUACCGAAUAUUUAGUGCUCUGUGAAGUAGAAGUGACGGGUACAGAGAUAUGAAGGUGUGCGUGGGUCAGGGU